AUGAUUGCCGCCUCAAUUGCCAGCGUUGUCUUUGGACUCAGCUUUUUAGCUGGUGUCCAAGGAGAUCUCGUCCAGGUCACGAACUUCGGUAGCAACCCAUCCGGAAUCGAGAUGUACAUUGACUUGCCUGACAAUGUCACUGCAAACGCCCCAGUCAUCCUUGCGCUCCAUGGAUGUGGUGGCUCGGCCCAGAGGUACUAUGGACAGAACAAUCUUGCCGCAGUGGGCAAGGGCAGGGGCGCCAUCAUGAUUUAUCCGUCCGCCGGCGACAGCACGCACUGCUGGGACUCCGGCACACCGGAGAGCUUGACCCGCGACGGCGGAGGUGACACUCAGAGCCUUGUACAGACGGUCCAGUACGUUCUGAGCGAGUACAAGGCAAGCCCAGCCAAGGUCUUUUGCGUGGGCAGGUCAUCGGGUGCCAUGAUGUGCAACGCUCUCGCCGCCGUCUACCCGGACGUCUUCGCCGCGACAUCGGUCUACUCGGGCGUCGCUGCUGGCUGCAUGGCAGUGCCCGAGGGCACCCCUGCCAACCCCAUGGAGACGUGCGCCAAAGGAAACGUCACCAAGACCCCCUCGGAGUGGGCCGCCACCGUCCGCUCGUACAACCCCAGCUACAGGGGGCCCUACCCGCGCAUGCAGCUCUGGCACGGAACUUCCGACGUCGUGGUUGUGUAUCACAACUUUGUGGAAGAGCUCAAGGAGUGGUCUGCCGUUUUCAACGUGCCUUUUACUCGGAAUAUCACCAGCUCCCCUGAGGCCAACUACACGCAGAUGAUCUAUGGAGAUGGGUCUAAGAUGGUCGGAUACAGCGCACUGGGCGUCGGCCAUGUCGUCCCCGAGCACGAGACUUCUGCAAUGGCGUGGUUUGGUAUCUAA
Molecule: messenger RNA, 879 nt
Organism: Diaporthe batatas
Lineage: Eukaryota; Fungi; Ascomycota; Sordariomycetes; Diaporthales; Diaporthaceae
Exons: 3
Coding region: 1-879 (292 amino acids)
Cellular component (GO): extracellular region
Molecular function (GO): hydrolase activity
Source: RefSeq, a predicted model, not a curated record